Messenger RNA from Closterium sp. Yama58-4, 11046 nucleotides. The record is from the annotation of a GenBank genome assembly. NCBI's taxonomy places the organism in Eukaryota, Viridiplantae, Streptophyta, Zygnematophyceae, Desmidiales, Closteriaceae.
AUGGAUUUCUCAGAUGACACGGAUUACACGUGUCCGUUGUGCAUGGAGGAAAUGGACUCCACAGACAGGAAGUUUCAGCCGUGCCAGUGCGGCUAUCAGAUUUGCCUGUGGUGCUGGCAUCACAUCAUGGAGAUGGCGAAUAAGGACCAUCUAGAACCUCGCUGUCCAGCCUGCCGUUCUCCCUACAGCAAAGACAAGAUCGCAUCCAACGGUCCCGAUCUCGACGAUUUUACCGAGUCGGAGAAGCGAUCCAAGUCCAAGUCCCGUCCAAAGAGCGCGUACGCGACGGCAGAAGGCCGGCGGCAUCUGAGCAACGUGCGCGUGGUGCAGAAGAACCUUGUCUACGUCGUCGGUAUCCCGCUCUCCGUCGCGGACGAAGAGACUCUGGAGCGGCGCGACUACUUCGGUCAGUACGGCAAGGUCGUCAAAGUGGCCGUGUCGCGCUCCAAUUCCUCCUUCGGCGGCUCCGCCCACCCCCCCUCCGCCAACGUGUACGUGACUUAUCUGAGGGAGGAGGACGCCCUUCGGUGCAUCCAGGCCGUUGAUGGAUGCCUUUUCGAAAAUCGCAUCCUCAGAGCAUGCUUUGGCACAACUAAGUAUUGCAACGCGUGGCUGAAGAAUCUGAUAUGCAACAACCCGGACUGCUUGUAUCUUCACGAGUUUGGCACGCAAGAAGACAGCUACACCAAGGAGGAGAUGGUGCAGCGCCAUGGCGUCAGCAAGCACCCGCCUCCGUACUUUGACCCGUCGCAUUCUGUAAACCGCCGUGCAGCCAAUGGUCUGCCACCCUCGCUCGACACGCAUGUGGAGAAGAGUUCAGCUGUGCCAUCAGCAAGCCAUACAGCAACGACAGCUAAGGUGUUCACGCUGGGACCGUCAACGGCGCCCAAGACUGGAGGCCUGCUGCCCGCUGCCGCCUCAUGGGGCUCCAAGGCGUCAUUAGCGGGAAAGGUCGUUCUCUCAGCGUCCAAACCUGCGUCCACCAGUACAGUCUCCUCAGCAAUAUCCGUCCCUGCUGCGAAACCCACUUCUGGAUCCACCCACACAGCAUCUUCGUCAUGGUCUUCAUCCAACGGCCCACAAUUGUUCAAACCAUCUGCAGCAGUGCUUAGUGGCCGGGUGAUCCAGGCCAGUGCGCAUUCCCCGCCGGUAAUAUCGCAUGUGAACGCUGCACAGGCCGCGGCUGGGGGGGGAACAGGGUUUGGAUCGCUGCAAGACAAGCAGGUGCAUGGCAAGUCACCGCCUAGCAUUCUCUCACAAUCGUCGACUGUGCGACCUGCAGCAUCCACCACUGUGGGUUUCCAGACGUCUGCUCUCUCGAGUUCCGCUGCCUCUGUCGCUAGAACAGCAGCCACAGCCGCGCUUGCGUCAGGGCCAGGGAAACCGACAGCAGUAGGGGCAACGCAGCAGAAGGUACCAGCUGCUGCUGCCGCCGCUCCUGGCUCGGCUGGUUCGUUAGGUUCGGCAGCUUCUGGUUCGGUUGCAGGGGGUUCUGCGCGGUCUAAGGGUCAGUCGCCGUCGAAGCAGAGGUCUCGGUUAGUGGUUCUGGGGCACACGGCGCAGGCUAAGGCCUCGUCUCUGGGUAGGGAAUCGCCCACUCCGGCGCAGCUCGCGUCGUCAGGUGCUGCAUCAGGUGGUUCUUCAGGUGGUUCAGCAGGUGAACACGACUACGCGGCUGCUUUGGCAGGUCGAGCUGCUGCAGGAGGUGCAGCGGCUACGAGCAGCAGCGGAUCAAAGAAGGGAUUGAACGGGACGCACGCGCAUAAAGGGUCAAGAUCUGAGGACAUGGAAGGAGUGGAGAGCGGUGAUGCCAGCACGAACGCCGCUAGUGCCGCUAGUAGCAGUAAGAAAGGCGCAAAGGACAGUAGCGUUGAGAAGAGUGGCAAGGAUGGGAAGGGUAGAAAGGGUGCGAAGGACGAAGCUGGUAGAAGUGGUGAGGCUGUCAAAAGCGACGAGUCAAAGAAGCGGGCUUCGAUGGAAGAGUGCGGGGAGGGUCGGGAAGGAGAGAAGGAGAACACGGGAACGCAGAGAACAGGAGGCAAGGCUCACGCGCAACAGGCAGAGGUUGCAGAGAAUGCGGCAGGGAAGGGCGGGGGCGGGGGUGGGGGCGGAAAGAAGGGGAAGAAGAAGAAGGGCGAGAGUGGCGUAGUGAGGGUGAUGGUGGAAGCGGAUGACUCGCGCAGCUGGGAGGAGCUGCAUGGGGUAGAGGACGAGGAGGAGAAGCGGCCGUGGGAGGAGAAGCGACCACGGGAGGAGAAGCGACCGGGGGAGGUGGGUGAGGCGCGCGCGGAUGGGAAAGAGGGUGCACAGGCAAGUGCGAAGAGCGAAUUGCAGGCUAGGGUACUGGCGUUUGAUCCUAUGCGGCUGGAUGCGCCGAAGGGGAAAGGGAAAGGCGGUGAUGCUGGCGCAGGAGAGAAGGGGUCUGAUGGGGGAGAGGACGGCGGUGGGGUGGAUAAGGCGAAGGGGCGGGGUGACGCGGAUAAGGGCGCCGGGAAGGUGAAUGGGCAGGCGGAGAAAGGGAAGGGCAAAGGGGCUGGAACAGAGGAAGGAGACAAGGGGAAGGCGAGAGUGGGUGGGUCUAAUGAAGGGGAGAAGAGUUCAGAAAAAGGUAAAGGUAAAGGGCAGCCAGAAGCAGACAAGAAGAAAGUUAAGGGGGCAGCAGCAAAGGAACCUGAUAAGGAUAAGUCAAAGGGGAGGGCGGAGAAGGCGGAGAAGGGUGAAGGGGCCUCGUCUAAACGCGCAAAGGCUGAGAGUAAAAGCAAAGAGGAGGUAGCAAAGAGUGCCACGUCAAGUCAGGCGCGCGAAGCUGAUGUGAGCCCGUCAGACAUGGAAGAAGAUAAGAAGGAAGAGAUGCAGGAGUCAGAGGGUGAGUCGUCUAAGAUGGAUUUAGAUGUGGAGCCGGCAACAUCAAGAGAGGCAAGCAAGGACGUGGAUUUGAAGGAGGAGAAAAAAAUAAAGGAGGAAAGACGGACAGAGAAGGAGAGAAUGACUGAGGAGGAGAGAAGUUCAAGAGAGGAGAGUAGAUCAGGGGAGGAGAGAAGAAGAGGAGAGGAGAGCCUUCCAGAGGAGGAUGAGCUCUCAGUACUGAUUGCUGGGGAUGUGGUGGCUUCCGCAUCAGCAAUCCAGCUUCCAGAAGCUAGCCAAGGGGCAGACAGUGCUGCUGAACGGGAGUCUGAUCAAGGUAAACACGCUUCUGUGGCUGAUGCUGCUGACAGUGCAGGCGGCAUGGGUGGGCAGGCGGGUAAGGCUAUGGGUGCACCGAAGGGUAUGAACGGGAGCAUACUUCCUGUGCAGAGAAAAGCUCUAGUAGAGGCUGCAGCGCCUGCGGGAGGCGAGGGGCGCAGGGACGGGGGGCAGCGGAAUGAGUCGAAUGUGAUCGCGGAUAUUCUUGGCAUGGAUGCGGACGCGUGGGGCACAGGCGCCUUUGGGUCCUCUGGUGUGCUGUCUAAGCUGCUCCGGGGGAGCUUUAAGGAUCCAAUGGCAACACCAGGAGCGGGAGAGGGUAUAGGGGUAGGAGCAGCGGGUGAAACCGGGGCAGGGGCAGGGGCAGGGGCAGGGGCAGGGGGGCGGGAGUAUGCAGUUCCGGGAACAGAGGCUUCUAGUGCCGCCGCCUCGAAUUCGGAAGGAGUGGAAGCGAAAUCAGCUCUGAAUCCUGCAUCUGCACCUGCACCUGCGUCCGCACCAGCACCUGCCAUCCCCACUUCCCUCUCGCGGCGAUCCCGGUUCCGCUUCGCGCAGGAAGAGGCUGGGGCAGGUACAUCUGGGGAGGGCGCGGCUGCCAGUGCAGGUGGUGCCAGUGGCCAGGGGGGUGGGCUUGAAGCAACUGGGCUUCAGAUGGGGGGCCUUCAUGUUUCGUUUUUUGGCUCUCUUGGCUUUGGCUUGGGUGUCAGCAGCGGUGGCUUGGACAGUGGCGCGAGCAGCGCGAGAGCUGCCAAUGCUGGCAUGGGUGUCUGGGAUAGUGGGAGUGAAAAGAAUGCGGCCCAUGAUUUGCCUGGCAGCUUGAAUACACAGCAGCAACAGCCAGAGCAGCAGCAGCAGCAGCAGCAGCAGUUGUGGAAGCCAGAAGCCACUGUGGGGUCAGUCCAGUUGUCCUCAUCCAAAGCACCACAGGAGAGAGCUGCAGCACCCCUAAACCCAUCCCAACAAUCUGAAACCCCUGCAUCUGACGCAACCCAAGACCCGCGACCCCCCACCCUGGCAACCUCUAGGAGCGGCAGCUUCAGGGCAGGCCCGCCGGGAGUGUCAGCACUAGCGCCCCCGCCUGGCUUUGCCAAGAGACCUGACUCCGUGCCUCCUGGCUUUGGCCGCACGUCCCCAGCACUCCCAGGUGGCGCCAUGCAGCCACCGCCUGGCUUUGGACCGCUCCCCGCCAAGACCCCUCCCUUGCCGGCGUCAACAGGGGCAUCGUCAGCACCGCCAGGGGCUGGCCUGGAACCAACCCUAGAAAGUUCUCGAGCAGCAACAGGACGAGCAUCCCCAUCAGUAAACUCACAGCACCAUCCACUCAGCGAUACCAACCAGAACCCAUCUUCUCUCCCACCACCUCUCACAACCAUCGCAUCAACCUCCUCCCCAGACCCGUCAAGGGCCAGGAGUGAGAACGCGAAUUUAUCUGGGGGGGAUGAAGCAGCAGGCGGGGAGGGUGGGUAUAGUGACAUGGGGCCUAUGGCAGAGCUGUUGAUGAGAAUAGGCGUCCAUGUCAACCCAGCUGCACCUGCCGGCGCGAGCUCUAGCCUAGCUUUGGAUUCUGGUGGUGCAAGAUUUGAUGCAGGUGGUGGUGCUGUGGGUGCAGGGUUUGCUUCCAGGACUGAUUUGCCGCCGAUUAGGGAGAGAGGGGUGGUAGAAUCGGCAGGAGGAGCAGUGGAGAAGGAGCGUGGUUUGGCUGAGGUGCAGAGCGGGCUUUCUUCUCUGUUUCCUGGUUUGACCGGGCCGUCUGAAGCAGGGGCUGCAGCGGCUGCAGGGGGUGCAAUGGCUGCAGGGGCGGCAGGAGCAGAGGUGUCGAGCUCACUUGAUUUGGAGUUUGUGGACCCUGCAAUCAUGGCCGUGGGGAGGGAUGCGCUUCUGCGCGAUUCUGGCUCGGCCGGACUAGGAGGAGCGGCUCGGUCCGAGGCUGCUUUGCAGGACGGGAACGUCCUCAGCUCGCUGUUCAUGGGAGCCGCAGCUAGGCUUACCUUUGGUAGCAGGAGUCCCGCGCCUACUAUUGAUAAUGCUGAUGCGUCGUCUCACUUGGUGAAUAUUCUGAAGGGGCUGUCUCUGGGAACCCAGCAGCAGCAACAGCAGCAGCAGCAGCAGCAGCAGCAGCAGCAGCAGCAGCAGCAGCAGCAGCAGCAGCAGCAGCAGCAGCAGCAGCAGCAGCAGCAGCAGCAGCAGCAGCAGCAGCAGCAGCAGCAGCAGCAGCAGCAGCAGCAGCAGCAGCAGCAGCAGCAGCAGCAGCAGCAGCAGCAGCAGCAGCAGCAGCAGCAGCAGCAGCAGCAGCAGCAGCAGCAGCAGCAGCAGCAGCAGCAGCAGCAGCAGCAGCAGCAGCAGCAGCAGCAGCAGCAGCAGCAGCAGCAGCAGCAGCAGCAGCAGCAGCAGCAGCAGCAGCAGCAGCAGCAGCAGCAGCAGCAGCAGCAGCAGCAGCAGCAGCAAGCAGUGCAUAACUUUGCCCUGUCAAACAGGUAUAUGGAGCCGCAAUUGAUGCAGCCGCUGUCACAGCAGCAGCAGCAACAGCAGCAGCACCACCAGCACCCAGUUCCAAUCUACAUCCAACGCCCCGUACGCGUCCGCAACAAGGAGUCUGCAGUUUGGAGCGUCGGGAACCCCAGGCAACACAUUAGGCCUCAGGAGCCCCUCCCUCCUUCUGCAGCAGCGUCUGCCCCUGGAUCUGAUUUUCCACGCAUGGGUGGUGGGUCAGGCUUGGGUUUCUCAGCAGCACAGACAGGAGGGGGUUCAGGCUGGUCUGGUGCGGUUCCAUCAGGUCGGGUGGGGGGCGGUAUCGGGUUGGAGCUGGGGGGAAUGGGAGGAGCAGGAAGCGGACUGGGAGGAGGAAGCGGAAUGGGAGGUGGAGCAGGGGGGAAGGGAGUGGGUUUGCAGCCGUUAGGGGGUCUGUCUGGUUUGUCUGGUCUGUCUGGUCUGUCUGGCCCAUCGGGCUUGUCAUCUGGCCUGUCUCGCAUGAUAGCUACCGUGCCAAAUGCGAAUGGGCAGGGCUCGCAUGUUCCCUUCACAGGCCUGCCUCCUGGGCUGGGCAGCACGCGGGCCGGAUUAGGGUUUCUGUCCGGUGCAAGUGGUGCGUGGGGCGGUGGAGAGAGGUUGGCGGGUGCGGGUUUGGCUGGUUUUGGGCUGAGAGAGCAGCAGACGCAGAGGAUGGUGGGAGGUGGUGGGUUCAGGGAUAUUGGCCAAGGGGAUGGGGCUCAGAUGUCGUUUCAGCAGCAGCAGCAACAGCAGCAGCAGCAGCAGGAGCAGCAGCAGCAGCAACAGCAGCAGCACCACCACCAGCAAGAGCAGCAGCAGGUGCAGCAUCACUUGCAUCAUGCACACAUGCAUGCGCAGAACCACAUAGUCCCUUCUCCCCAGCACCAGCAGCAGCAGCAACAGCACUUUCCUACGCAGCCCCCGCCCCUGGACCUCUGGCAGUCAACACAGCCCAGUUCCAACUUCCCCCAGAACACAACCAUAGGACCAGGCGGCAUGGGAGUGGAUAGGAGCACCAGUGGAGGGGACAGGAGUGGGCUGGGCAUGGGGCAGGCUCGCCCAGGGGUGGGACCAGGUGGGAUGGGGCCGGGUGGGGUGGGGGUGUCUGGGGUGGGGACGGGCGGAGAGGUGCGAGAGUCGAGGCAUGCACGGAUGGGGUUUGCGCUGCUGCCGGCAGCAGAGGGCGAGCAGCACACUGGCGGAUGGGCAGGCCAUGACAAGCGCAGCUUCCUCGGGCAGGGCAUAAACGGCACACCUUGUGUGUUGGGAGUUUGCUUGAAAGUGGGUUCGUAUGCAUGUACGGCAAAUAGAGCCGUCAUCCACAUCGAACGGCUGUGGGCCCGCGCGGCGCGCGCCCGCCCAUGGCAUCCCAAUCGCGCCGCGGAUCCGUCUUCUGCCUCCGCCAUUGUCACGUCGUUCACAUCUCGCUCGCUACACGCACCUGAACUGUCCCGGUCCUUGCUGACGUCACCUGCCGCCACAGCGGAAGCGCGGGCCGCCACCUCGAGAUUGCCGCGCGCGCUAACAGCAGCCGCUGGGCGUCGCGGCGGCGGCUUUCCCUGGCCCGUAGACGCCGCCGCCGCACUCCGCGAAUCCGCAUAUGCUUCCCCCAGCCCCUCUACCGCUUCCGCCCAUCCGGAUGAAUUUAGCUCCCCAACGGCUUCCGUUCUCGCCGCGCGCUCCUCUCCCCCCGCUGCCUAUUCCCCUUGCGCCGCCGCUGCCUUGCGCGCCCCUAGGACUCUUCCGCCCGCGGGCUUCCCCCGAGUCACUGCUUCCGCCUGCGCCGCCCGCGCCGGUUCAGGUGCCGCUGUAGGUGACGGACGGCGCGUUGUGUUUGACAGAGUGGGCGCUGUGGCUGACGGAGUGGGCACUGUAGCUGACGGAAUCCGCGCUGUAGCUGACGCACCAGUCAAUUCACGCGAUAGAUGUCCAUCUAUAGGAGACCAGGGAUUACGUUUUGCUGAUGCUGAUGCUGUUGCUGAUGCUGAUGCUGAUGCUGAUGCUGAUUCUGAUGCUGAUGCUGAUGCUGUUGCUGAUGCUGAUGCUGAUGCUGAUGCUGAUGAUGAUGCUGAUGCUGUUGCUGAUGCUGAUGCUGUUGCUGAUGCUGAUGCUGAUGCUGAUUCUGAUGCUGAUGCUGAUGCUGAUGCUGUUGCUGAUGCUGAUGCUGAUGCUGAUGCUGAUUCUGAUGCUGAUGCUGAUGCUGAUGCUGAUGCUGUUGCUGUUGCUGAUGCUGAUGCUGAUGCUGUUGCUGAUGCUGAUGCAUCUGAUUUUGAUGCUGAUGCUGAUGCUGUUGCUGAUGCUGAUGCUGAUGCUGUUGCUGAUGCUGAUGCUGAUGCUGUUGCUGAUGCUGUUGCUGAUGCUGUUGCUGAUGCUGAUGCUGUUGCUGAUGCUGAUGCUGAUGCUGAUGCUGAUUCUGAUGCUGAUGCUGAUGCUGAUGCUGAUUCUGAUGCUGAUGCUGAUGCUGAAACUGUUGCUGAUGCUGAUGCUGAUGCUGAUGCUGAUUCUGAUGCUGAUGCUGAUGCUGAUGCUGUUGCUGAUGCUGAUGCUGAUGCUGAUGCUGUUGCUGAUGCUGAUGCUGAUGCUGUUGCUGAUGCUGAUGCUGAUGCUGAUGAUGAUGCUGAUGCUGAUGCUGUUGCUGAUGCUGAUGCUGAUGCUGAUGCUGAUGCUGUUGCUGAUGCUGAUGCUGAUGCUGAUGCUGAUGCUGUUGCUGAUGCUGAUGCUGAUGUUGAUGCUGAUGCUGAUGCUGAUGCUGAUGUUGAUGCUGAUGCUGAUGCUGUUGCUGAUGCUGAUGCUGAUGCUGAUGCUGAUUCUGAUGCUGAUUCUGAUGCUGAUGCUGAUGCUGAUGCUGAUUCUGAUGCUGAUGCUGAUUCUGAUGCUGAUGCUGAUGCUGAUGCUGAUGCUGAUUCUGAUGCUGAUGCUGAUGCUGAUGCUGAUGCUGAUGCUGAUGCUGAUGCUGUUGCUGAUGCUGAUGCUGUUGCUGAUGCUGAUGCUGAUGCUGAUUCUGAUGCUGAUGCUGAUGCUGAUGCUGUUGCUGAUGCUGUUGCUGAUGCUGAUGCUGAUGCUGUUGCUGAUGCUGAUGCUGAUGCUGAUUCUGAUGCUGAUGCUGAUGCUGAUGCUAAUGCUGAUGCUGAUGCUGAUGCUGAUGCUGAUGCUGAUUCUGAUGCUGAUGCUGAUGCUGAUGCUGAUUCUAUGCUGAUGCUGUUGCUGAUGCUGAUGCUGAUGCUGAUGCUGAUUCUGAUGCUGAUGCUGAUGCUGUUGCUGAUGCUGAUGCUGAUGCUGAUACUGAUGCUGAUGCUGUUGCUGAUGCUGAUGCUGAUGCUGUUGCUGAUGCUGAUGCUGAUGCUGAUUCUGAUGCUGAUGCUGAUGCUGCUGAUGCUGAUGCUGUUGCUGAUGCUGAUGCUGAUGCUGUUGCUGAUGCUGAUGCUGAUGCUGAUGCUGAAACUGUUGCUGAUGCUGAUGCUGAUGCUGAUGCGGAUGCUGAUGCUGUUGCUGAUGCUGAUGCUGAUGCUGUUGCUGAUGCUGAUGCUGAUGCUGAUGCUGUUGCUGAUGCUGUUGCUGAUGCUGAUGCUGUUGCUUGAUUCUGAUGGUGAUGCUGAUUCUGAUGCUCAUGCUGAUGCUGAUGCUGAUGCUGUUGCUGAUGCUGUUGCUGAUGCUGAUGCUGAUGCUGUUGCUGAUGCUGAUGGUUAUGCUGAUUCUGAUGCUGAUGCUGAUGCUGAUGCUGAUGCUGAUUCUGAUGCUGAUGCUGAUGCUGAUUCUGAUGCUGAUGCUGUUGCUGAUGCUGAUGCUGAUGCUGAUGCUGUUGCUGAUGCUGUUGCUGAUGCUGAUUCUGAUGCUGAUGCUGAUGCUGAUUCUGUAGCUGAUGCUGUUGCUGAUGCUGAUGCUGAUGUUGAUGCUGAUGCUGAUGCUGAUGCUGAUGCUGAUUCUGAUGCUGAUGCUGAUGCUGAUGCUGUUGCUGAUGCUGUUGCUGAUGCUGAUGCUGAUGCUGAUGCUGAUGCUGUUGCUGAUGCUGAUGCUGAUGCUGUUGCUGAUGCUGAUGCUGAUGCUGAUUCUGAUGCUGAUGCUGAUGCUGAUGCUGUUGCUGAUGCUGAUGCUGAUGCUGAUUCUGAUGCUGAUGCUGAUGCUGUUGCUGUUGCUGAUGCUGAUGCUGAUGCUGAUGCAGAUGCAGAUGCUGUUGCUGGUGCUGAUGCUGAUGCUGUUGCUGAUGCUGAUGCUGAUGCUGUUGCUGAUGCUGAUGCUGAUGCUGAUUCUGAUGCUGAUGCUGAUGCUGAUGCUGAUGCUGUUGCUGAUGCUGAUGCUGAUGCUGAUGCUGAUCCUGAUGCUGAUGCUGAUGCUGAUUCUGAUGCUGAUGCUGAUGCUGUUGCUGUUGCUGAUGCUGAUGCUGAUGCUGAUUCUGAUGCUGAUGCUGAUGCUGAUGCAGAUGCAGAUGCAGAUGCUGUUGCUGGUGCUGAUGCUGAUGCUGAUGCUGUUGCUGUUGCUGAUGCUGAUGCUGUUGCUGAUGCUGAUGCUGAUGCUGAUUCUGAUGCUGAUGCUGAUGCUGCUGAUGCUGAUGCUGAUGCUGUUGCUGAUGCUGAUGCUGAUGCUGUUGCUGAUGCUGAUGCUGAUGCUGAUGCUGAUGCUGUUGCUGAUGCUGAUGCUGUUGCUGAUGCUGAUGCUGAUGCUGAUGCUGAUGCUGAUGCUGGUCAAAUCCCCUUCUCUUGCCCCUUUCACCUCCCCUUCCACUUGUCCCCUCCUCCAUUGCUGCAGCUGGAUGGGCAUUUGGCGCGGAGAUUCGAGGGGAACGGGUACUUGGCGCGGAGGUUCAAAGGAGGGGAGUCCGUGCUGGGCUCCUAUCUAGACCCGCUUGCUGAUAAGGCACUGGUGGCGUGUGUGGCGCUGGCCCUUCUGGGGAAGGGGCUGCUGCCGCUGCUGGCAGAACGUCUAGACGGGUACUUGGCUCGGAGGUUCAAAGGCGGAGAGUCAGUGCUGGGCUCCUAUCUAGACCCGCUAGCAGACAAGGCACUCGUGGCGUGUGUGGCGCUGGCCCUUCUGGGGAAGGGGCUGCUGCCCCCGUGGCUGGCAGUGCUGGUGCUGGCUCGAGAUGUGUUCCUGUUCGGGGGGCACGUUGUGAUGCGGUUGAAUGCGGUGCAGUGGAAGUGGUGGAAGCACCGCGCUCACUUCUUCAACAUCCGCCAGGGCACAGCAGAAAGAGUGGAGCCUCUCCUCAUAAGCAAGAUCAACACAUGUCUGCAGAUGCUGCUUCUCCCUGCUGCCCUCCUGCACGACCCUUACCUCCUCUCCACCGCUCCCAACCUCCUCCCAUACCUCUGCUACUCAGUUGCAGCCACCACUGUCACCUCGUGGGCAGCGUACAUGUGGGUUGGGCUUAUGCGCAAAUAG